AUGGUCCGGAGUUUCCUAUCCUUCGCUGCAUCUCGUUCCUGGCCCUUGUUCCAACUGGAUAUAAAUAAUGCUUUCCUCCAUGGGUUCAUAGAUGAAGAUGUAUAUAUGGAGCCACUGGAGGGUUUACUUGGAGUGCUCCCUUGCUAUGUCUAUAAGUUGCAGAGGUCGUUAUAUGGGCUCAAGCAGGCUUCCAGGCAGCGGAACCUUGAACUCACCAGCAAAUUUGUAAGUUUUGGCUUUGUUCAGUCCAGCCACGAACAUUGCCUCUUCUUCAAGCACAUGACCUUGGAGUUCGCUGCGCUUCUCGUCUCUAAUGUUGACAUUCUACUUACUAGGUCCUCCGAGGUCACCCUUCGAUCUGUCAAGGCAUAUUUUGAUAAGCUAUUCACCAUUAAGGAUCUUGGUCAUGCUAAAUAUUUCCUCGGGCUCGAACUAGCUCGCUCCUUGCAUGGUAUUCAUGUGACGCAACAUGAAUAUUUCCAAGACAUCUUGGCUGAUUCCUCAAUUCUUCAUGCCAAGCUUACCCCAACUCCUCUACCUUCUGGAAUAAAGUUGGUUGCUGAUGAUGGACCGCUACUCCUUGACUCCGGGCCCUACAGACGGCUUGUAGGUCGCCUCUUGUAUCUCAGCUUCACUCGCCCUGAUAUUUCUUUUGUUGUUCAACAACUCAGUCAAUUCCUCCAAGCGCCUCGCACCUCGCAUUGGUCUGCUGCACUUCAUGUUCUCCGGUAUCUUAAAGGUAUUCCUUCCACUGGUCUUUUCUUCUCUUGCUCAGAGUCUGGACAGCUCAGUGCCUACUCUGAUGCCUCUUGGGCAUCCUACCUCGACUCACGCCGUUCCAUCACUAAUUUUUGCAUCUUUCUUGGGUCCUCUUAUCUCUUGGAAGACCAAGAAACAAGCAAGGAUCUUCAGGUCUUUUGCCAAGCAGAAUAUCGCAGCAUGGCCUCUACCAUUAGCAAGCUCCAAUGGAUCUCUUACCUGCUCCAUGACCUCCAUAUCCCUGUUUCACUCCCGAUCCCAUUCCGGUGUGACAACAAGGCUGCUCUUCACAUCACUGCCUACCUGAUUUUCCACGAAUGCACCAAACACCUGGAGAUCGACUGCCAACUCGUUCAGGAUCAAUACAAACUUUGUUUCAUUGCACCAUCACACAUUCCUGGAUCUGCUCAGGUCGCUGACCUCCUCACUAAAUCCCUCACUGCUGCGGACUUUGCUCGUAUCCUUCCUAAGCUGGGCCUCUCUUCCUCGGCUCCAUCUUGA
This is a messenger RNA of Sesamum indicum (sesame), 1260 nucleotides long. The record is from RefSeq and is a predicted model, not a curated record. Lineage: Eukaryota; Viridiplantae; Streptophyta; Magnoliopsida; Lamiales; Pedaliaceae.